Molecule: messenger RNA, 4974 nt
Organism: Leguminivora glycinivorella
Lineage: Eukaryota; Metazoa; Arthropoda; Insecta; Lepidoptera; Tortricidae
Exons: 3
Coding region: 26-3622 (1198 amino acids)
Source: RefSeq, a predicted model, not a curated record
UUUUCUGUCUAAAAUUGGUGUUAACAUGGAUCCGCUGAAGUUAGAAGGUGCCACAUUAGGACAUAAGCAUCGCAACUAUAAUAAAAUAGUUCAAGAAUGUACCGCGAACCAGACACGGGACGCCCUAGGAGAUAUUGAUUAUAACGAAGAUGACGUAAACAACUUAGUCAAGGUCGAUAUAGCGAGCGCAAACAGGGAUGUAGAUUACAUUUUGGGGAUUCUCAAGGGCAAUGACAUGUUGUACGUCUCACGUGCACUCAAACGGAGUCUUUGGCUCAUUACCGAUAUCGCUUUUGCUCAUAUUAUAAAUCCAGAAUACUUACAUUCACAUCUCAUCCCGAACAUGAUGGCUAAAGCGGCUAACAAAUUGAUGCUGCAUAUAAGGCUCAACUUACGAGACGAAAAACGUGUCGAAGAUUUUUUCAAUUACUACGAACCCGUUGACUUGAAAACUGCACUUAAGUGGCUGCCACAUUGCUCUAGUACAUUUAUGGAGAUCACUGUCGCAAAAUAUUCUAAUGAAAUAGAUUCAUCACUACUGAAACGCCUUUGCGAAAAAUCACAUCAUAUAUUAGAAGUAUACGUCAGAACAGUAAAGAAUUGGGGCCGCAUCCGCAAUGGAUUUCAGGCGACAAUGUUUUUGUUAAACACGCAUUUAGAUUUUUACCUCAAUGCGAUAGAAACUCAAGCAAAGAAACAAAAACAUGAAUUGCCUCUAUUUAAUGCAAAAUUUACUAAAUUAUUGAUGAAGACAAGCCCUGAACGAAUUUAUCAGAACUUCUGUAAUUACGCAAACAAUAUUCAUAUUCCAACAUUUGUUAAAUUCUUGGAUGAGAAUAAAGUUAAAACGUUUUUACUAUCACAUGUAGAUAUCCAAAACCCUGAUUGGAUCGAUUUCGACAAUGUGCAACAUUUCCUGAAAAGAAUGCCACAAGAAGAACGUGUCAAUUUCAUAAGAGAUAUUUUUGUAAACAAAUGCUUUGUGCCGCAAAAUGAAAUUGUAGAUAAUGACUUCAGUAGUGACGCUGAUGUUGAUGAACCCAAAGAUGACGGGAAUACUGGAAUUAGACUAUUAUACAAAUACGUCCACAGGAGCUGUAGUGGUGACACUAGUGAUUUGUUGAACUGGUGCAAGUGUUUGCCAUUUGACGUAAUUCUAACGGAAUUUAAAGAAAAGAUAAAUAACACUACUGACGAUUAUGAUAGGAACUAUAUGUUCCGCCGGUUAACUCAAGUCGUUGAUAACGACUUGAGACAUUUGGAAACCUUAUUGCAAUAUUAUAACGAUAAUCAUUUAAAAGACUCCAAAGACAACAAAGUUGAAUUCGUUCAUAACUUACUUCACCGACCCACCAACAUCCUUAGUUAUGACUCGAAGUGUUGGGGUCUUUUAAUGAAUAUUUUUAAUGCCAUUGACAUUAACAUUGAAGAGUCGGAAGGCAAAGGCUUUGAUAAUGAUGAUCAAAUUAUAAUUCGAGCUAUAAUUAUUCAUGAAGUGACAAAUAAAAGGGAUGUACCUGAAACAAUUAGUAAACGAUUUAGUUUUUACACUUUUAAGGAAUACCAGAAAAAAAUGGCGGUUCAAGAACAAACAUUGUUAUUUGACUACUUGUAUAAAUAUCUAUCGAAGAAAAUUGAAGAACAAACUUUUGAUGAUAUUCCUUGUUUCGAUAAAAAUGUUGAGUUGAUUGAACUAAUGCUGAGAUUAUUAAAUGAUUGGCAAAAACACCUGCCAAACUAUCCGUAUGUAUUGAAGAAAAUUUACGAGCUAAUCAAAGUUAAACGCGAGAACACCGUAGAGGCCAAACUAUCUUGGAUAUACGACGUUAACAAGAGAUGGAGAAAAUGCAUGUUUGAAGAAUCAAUUCUUCUGUGCGAGUCUGACCGAGUUUGUGUCAAUGCAUUAAAACACGACCCAAGUUUACUUUCGCGAUACGAAAAUGUAGUAGCAAGCAUGCGUUGUAAUGAUGCGGUUUCUUUACAACAAUGCCUCACAAAGCUAAGGAUAUACUGGGCUGAUACAAUUGCCUCUGAAUGGUCCCAAUCAUAUCGAGGAAGACUUACUCAGCCUCUUGGGCAUAAAGCUUUAAUGCGGGGUUUGAGUUUCUUACUACCGGAACGGGAAAUGUCCAUUAUUAUCAACGAAUAUAAACCAGAAGACGCAAAUAUAAACUGGGAAAAGAAUGACGAAGUGCUAGUGAGUUUGAGGAAACACAUUGCUAAAAAUAUGCAUUUCGCUCGACCUCAGCCAACUCCUAACGAUAUUCUAUUAUACGCUAAAGGAGACUAUUUGCAAUUCGCUCUUCCGUCUCUAAACGCAAUUCUCUACAACUUACGCCUUGUCCGCUGCAACGAGCUAAUACCAAAGUUAUUGGACUCUCCAGUAUCAUUACAGAAACAUGGUAUUCGGUUUGCUUUUGCAAAAAUGCCAAGCGAAGAUCUACAAAGAAUUUUCAGUGAACAUUGGAAAACCAUUAAAAACUUAUCGAUUCGAGCGGUUACAUUUAAACUCACUUACGAAAUGCUGUGCAAAGAAAAAUCGAUAUCCAAAAUUGAAGACAUUUGGGGUCUCCUGUCAGUUUUUAUUGACGGACUUACUUUUGAGGAAGACAAAACCAUAUACGAACUCUUAGGAAAGGCAAGAAAUGUACCUGUUAGUGUUAGACCUGCCUUUGUGAUGAGAAGCUACAAGUUUGUAAAAGCUUUGCUUCCAAAGUCGGACUUAGACAAAAAUAAAUACGAACAAACCCUGAAUGGGUUAGUAAGCGAAAUGGAAAAUCUUAUAGAUGCGAUGGAGCCAGAGUUCAUAACUGCGAUUCUACGAGAGUACAUUACUGUCGUCUAUACAAAAGAGCAAACUGAUGAAUUUGUUCAUAAUAAUUUGAUGCCCUUGCUAGCAGUUUUCCUUUGUCGUUCUGCAAGUAUAGAAAUCCAAGCGCAAAGAUACGAAACAGUACUCUUGCUAUUACUGAACCACUCGGUAGCUGUUUGGGCAACAAAAGAUAAAAAUAGCAUUGUGAAAACUAAUUUGAAACAGCUAUUGAGCAUCUUACGUGGACAAAUCAGGCCUCUUGUAGAGAAAGAUAAAAUAGUGCCCGUCGCCAUGUUUGCAAAUAUCCAAAAAGAACUUGAAAAAUCGCUGGAUCACAACGUCGCGUAUCUCACGCUGAGAGAAUGGAAACUGACAGUUGCAUUUACACAACUUGUGCAGGACAGCAAAAUGAAAGUUGAUCGUAGCAAUUACAGUGAAGAGAAUGACUUUUGGAUUGCCAUCUGCAAGGAAGUAGCUCCACAGUUCGGUAAAAUAUGCCUGGACUUUCUGAGAGAGGACAUACGUGCAUAUUUUCCUAGCAUUGACGAAUACUUUACUAAGGCAUUGGGGGUUGUUCUUGACGAUCUCAUUCCAAACCAAGAAGUUCGAUUAGAAAUAUUGAAACACAUGCUAACAGAAGACCUGACACAGUCUUAUUUAGUGUCUAUAAGGAUAUUACCAUCAUACUAUGUAGAUUGCAAGGAGGAUCCAUUACUGAAGUUUCACAAGACAAUUCUAUCCCAUCCCUCCUUGGAGGUAAAAAUGCACUUUUACCAUAAAAAUAAACACUUUAGACAUAUGAACUUGUAACCAGGUGCAUCCACAGCAGCCAUCUAUCUAAUAGGUUAGUUUCCUAUACUUAAAAUAAAAUAUUUUAUGCAGUGCACGAAUAACCACAUAAUUAGAAGAAAAAUAUGGACAGUGGUUAUGUUUAACCAUAAUUUCUAUUUAAUUAGUCAAAGAGAAAGAUAUAAAGUAACUGAAUUGACCGUGACGUCACUCCUCAGUAUUUCAUAGUAAUUCGUAAUUCCAUGUUAGCAAAUCGUUUUGACAGUUCUUUAAUAGAAGCUGAUUUGAAUAGUAGGAAUCUAGCCUAUUGUCGGAAUUUGAUAUGAUAGUCCAUGGUACCCGGGACGAUCAUGGGCACGAGAGAAGUAUUCUUGACUAAGGGCCAGUUGCAUCAACCACAUUUGACAGACCUAAAUAUUAAGCUAGCUGGUAGUCGCGUGUUUCGUAUAAUCCCUCAUUCGCUUGCCCUUAUCCCAUUAAUUUGGGGUCGACACUGCGUGUCUUCCUCUUUCGUACCUCUAUAUCGUCCGUCAUUUCAUUAUUCAAUUGUCAUUCACCUUUUCCUCUCCCGUUACUUAUACACGGUAAAUAAAGCGAACACAUUUCACAUGUUCACGCAUUUUAAUGGAAAUAUGUAAAGGAUAUGCUUAAUAAAAAAAUGUUUUGGCAAACAAUUUUAUUGCCUGGUCACUUAACCUAGUGUCGAAGACAAGAAUGAACUGUUCUCGAUGGGCAAAACAAGUCAUAGGAUAAAAAAAUGGUUACCAAAAAAUUAUUUGGAAAUUUUUAUCAUUUUUUAUAUGCUACACAGUUCAUUUGCUUAUGAUUGAUUCUUAAUCUAUAUCCACAUAACUUUUUGAGUAAAUUCACAAACGAGGAGUGUCUUUUCAAAAGGACUUAUUUCUAUAAGUCAACAAGGUUUCUUUUUCUAGGAAGAUAUAGAUAAAAAUAACCUCUGUUGACGUAUAGAAAUAAGUCCUUUUGAAAAGAUACUCCUCAAACAUCCUCAAGUGUGAUUCAUUUGUAUCAAAUAUAUAUCCCGAUUGCUAAUUUAUUCGUUCAUGUAGUUCAAUGCAAUCAACAUGCAUUUAAUCUUGCCGGAGAUUAAUGAAAAAUAUAGGGGUUAAACAAGUGAAGCUUUACCUGAUACAUAUUGACAAAACAUAUCAGUUCUACUAGUGCAAUCAGAGAUAUAAUAGCAUAGAAUUAGGUGUAUAAAAUAACCGAUACUACCGUACACAUUUUAUAAUAUGCUCAACUCCUUCGGACUUAUAGACUUUCCCCCUUAUUCAUAAGAAAAAGUUUACUGAACUGGUAGUUAAAGUGUUUUGUCCCUUUUUGUCAUGUUGACUUAUGUGAUUGUGAGAAAGGGA